AUGACAACCCAAGCAAGGAUGUAUCGUCAUGGAGAAGUAGCAGCACAUAUAGAGAAGAAGAUGGAUGACCAGAAACAACUUGUUUUACGUGGCCUAGGUGUUGAUAUCUGGAGAUUCAAUAUCAACGAUAGCCAACGAAGAGCGUUGGAGGACAAAGCACCAGGUACAAAUGAUAUGGUAAACAUAGCAAAGAUGCUUCAUGACAAUAGCUUGAAUUUUAAGUCCUCUACACUUGAAAAGGCUACCGGAUCUUUUGUUGAUACUAACAAGCUCGGUCAAGGAGGAUUUGGAACAGUUUACAAGAGAUGUAGUAACCAUCCUAAUUUCAGAAAGCUUUCCAUAGAUGCUAUUGUUUCAGCAUAUUCAAGGGCUAAGAGCAGAGCCAUACUGCUGGACUAUGAUGGCACCGUCAUGCCUCAAACCUCGAUAAACAAGACUCCGAGUCAAGAGGUUCUCUCCAUUUUAAACACACUUUGUGGGUUUGAUAAGAAUACGGUCUUCAUUGUUAGCGGAAGAGGGAGGGAGAGUUUGGGAACGUGGUUUUCUCCAUGUGAGAAGCUUGGGAUUGCAGCCGAACACGGCUACUUAUUGAGGUGGUCGUGUGGUGAUGAAUGGGAAAUCUGUGGCCAGGGUACUGAUUUUGGGUGGAUGGAGAUAGUUGAGCCAGUAAUCAAAUUGUAUACAGAACCCACUGAUGGUUCUUCCAUUGAAACCAAGGAGUGA
Telopea speciosissima is the source of this 723-nucleotide messenger RNA. Its product is annotated as probable alpha,alpha-trehalose-phosphate synthase [UDP-forming] 7. Lineage: Eukaryota; Viridiplantae; Streptophyta; Magnoliopsida; Proteales; Proteaceae. The transcript is spliced from 5 exons. The record is from RefSeq and is a predicted model, not a curated record. Bases 1 to 723 code for a protein of 240 amino acids. Gene Ontology annotation, cellular component: cytosol. Gene Ontology annotation, molecular function: catalytic activity. Gene Ontology annotation, biological process: trehalose biosynthetic process.